AUGGCAGCAAGAGGUGGAGCAAUGGGAGUUUCAAGCUUCCCAUCAUCACCUUCAUGUUUCAGGAAGAAUGGCAGGGCCACCUCCUCUACUACACUCCAUUUGGUGAAGCCAGUUGAAAAGAAGGCACCGACAAAGCCCAACAAAAGUCCUGCUAAGCCACUUUCUCAGUUGAUGGAGGAGGAUGUGAUCCCUUCUUUGAAAGCAACUCUUGAGGCUCAAGAUCAUAUCACUGAACUCGAGCUAUCUUUCGAAGACAAAAGAUUGGAAGGCUCCUUCCUAAAGAAGGGCACUCCUUAUUCAUUUUGGGCCUUCUUCCCUGACGGAGUCCUCACAGGUCCAAAAGGGUUUUCUCUAUCAUCCUACGGUUCAGGGGUCAGCACAGUUGAGCCUUUUCUGAUCGAUGAGAAGAAAAUUACUGAAAAACACAUCGUAUUUUGGGUCGAAAAGCGCUUGGCAGCUCAAGGAAUCAUUCCUGUGUGGCGAGGAUAGUCCCUCGCCAAGUUUAAAGUUCAUUCAAUUCAUUCGAGAUGAUGCAUGCGUUAGUUCGAGUACGUGCAAAUAAUAAAAUAAAAUUAUUUAAGAAUUUUUUA
Populus nigra (black poplar) is the source of this 590-nucleotide messenger RNA. RefSeq lists its product as uncharacterized. NCBI's taxonomy places the organism in Eukaryota, Viridiplantae, Streptophyta, Magnoliopsida, Malpighiales, Salicaceae. Bases 1 to 489 code for a protein of 162 amino acids. The record is from RefSeq and is a predicted model, not a curated record. The transcript has 4 exons.